AUGGCUACUUCUACUCCCACGACGUCUAGCACGGCGCUUCACGUGCUUGACAAGCGCGAUGUGCAGCGCAUCUGCAGUGGACAGUCAGUUGUGGACCUGGCAACAGCUGUAAAAGAGCUAGUAGAAAAUGCACUAGACGCUGGUGCGACGCAAAUUGAAGUUAAGCUGAAGGAGUUCGGGCGCGAUGCUUUUGAGGUGAGUGACAACGGUGUCGGUAUUGCGCCGGAAAAUCACGUGGUGCUGGCGCAAAAACAUUAUACAAGCAAAAUUAGGAGCUUUGAGGACAUUGAGACCGUUGCAUCCUUUGGCUUCCGUGGUGAGGCGCUGAGCUCGAUAUGUGAGCUUGCAGGGAGCUUUAAGGUUUGUACAAGGACGCAGAAUGAGGUGGUGGGGGUUUUGCUUGAAUACGACGCGGAUGGGAUGCUUGUAAAGGAAACGAAGAAAGCGCGACCUGUCGGAUCCACCAUUAUGGUGGAAGAGCUUUUUAAGCCGCUGCCUGUUCGGUUCAAAGACUUUCAGCGAAAUAUCAAAAGGCAUUAUGCGAAGCUGCUUAAGGUGUUGCAGGCAUAUGCCGUGAGCAGCGUAAACGUUAAAAUGUGUGUGUUCAAUAUCACGGGAAAAAAUGCAACCAGGAAUGUCGUGCUAGCUACACAAGCGCAGCAGACAAUGGGGGAUAACAUCGCGAAUGUGUUUGGCACCAAGUUUCUGAGGACACUUGUGCGCGUGGAUUUUAUGCUAAAUUGCAGUCUGAGCGAUGAGAAUGAACGCGAUUAUAUUGCUGAUCAAGUUGACAGUGACGAAAAGCAUGGACUCUUUGCUUCAGGCAUCGAACCGAAGUUGAGGAGACAAGAGCGCAAGGUGGAGGGAUACGUUUCUAAGGUCGGAGCUGGUGUUGGCCGCUGCGACAACGAUCGCCUUUUCUGCUUUAUAAAUGGACGGCCGUUUGACCUACCGAAGCUGAUAAAGACACUGAAUGAAGUCUGGCGUUCAUACGAAAUGAAACAAAAACCAGCAUGCAUACUCAACUUUCAUCUUCCGUUCGGCGAUUACGACGUCAAUGUUACACCGGACAAACGCGAGACGUUUCUCAAGCAUGAAGCUGAGAUAAAUGAGGCAUUUAAGACGGGUCUAAGCAAGAUUUACGAGCCAAGCCGAGGAGUCAUGACUGUUCAACCGUUGAUUGCAACUUUCACCCGAGCCUCUGAGACCGAAUUACCGUUGAGCGAAUUGCCGUUGAGAGAAUCUAUAUCGCGUGUAAUAGAGACAGAGAGUUCUAGCGAGCUAAAGCGCUGUUCGACCGCUGAAAACACGCCGACAUCUAUUGAUCAAAUGAAAUCACACAAUCGUAAUGUCGCGCAAAGAUCAGAGCACGUCAUCGUCAAGGAUAAUCAGCUUGGGAAAAACCAGAGCACAAGCACAGAUGCUGCAACUGAUAAGCCCACAUGCAAAACCAAACCAGUCGUAGAUCUUAAGCAAGCUUCGACAUCGAAGAGGCCGGCUGCCUCUCACAGUUUAUCCUCAAAACCGAUCCGCUUAGACACUCAACAGCCUGCCAAAAGACGAAAGCUUUAUUCCCCAGUCCCUUCGCAGCCAACCUCUUGCACGUCUGAAAAGCAUUUGUGGUCAUUCCAGGAAAUGAUGCAGCAACGACAACAAUAUUUCGAAGAAGAGGUGGAAUAUGAGCGAGAACGACUGAUAAAUCGUCUGAAGGUGCCAAAAGUGUGCUCAGCUUCUGUCGGUGCUAAUAUGCUUUCAGUAGAUAAUGAGGCUGCAGCAGCAGCAUUACAACGCGUGAUCAAGAAAGAUGAUUUCAAGCGAAUGAAAGUUCUUGGCCAGUUCAACCUUGGCUUCAUUAUUGCCAAACUGGACAAUGACUUGUUCAUUAUCGAUCAGCAUGCUAGUGAUGAAAAGUAUAACUACGAAACAUUACAACAAACCACAGUGAUACAUCAGCAACCACUUGUCCGUCCACUGAUGCUGGAGAUGACAGCUGGUGAAGAAUUAAUCAUCCUGGAUCAUCUGAAUGUAUUCGCGAAGAAUGGCUUUACUUUCUUAGUGAACAAGGCUGCGCCAGCGACAAAGAAGUUGAAGCUGGUAUCGUUGCCUUUUACGAAGCACACGCAGUUCGACUCUGAAGAUAUUCGCGAGCUGGUAUCGCUGCUUAUAGACGCGCCUUUGAAUCCUGAUUCUAUCCGCUUGCCUAAACUGAUGGCAACGUUCGCUUCUCGAGCAUGCCGAAGUUCAAUUAUGAUUGGCACGGCUCUUCACAAGGAGGACAUGCAAAAAAUCGUUCGAAAUCUUUCCGAGCUGGACCAGCCAUGGAAUUGUCCUCACGGACGCCCAACCCUCCGACAUCUAGUUGAUCUCACGCAUUUGCAAUACAGCGACGACAGCAAUUAG
This is a messenger RNA of Plasmopara halstedii, 2400 nucleotides long. Its product is annotated as mismatch repair endonuclease. NCBI's taxonomy places the organism in Eukaryota, Oomycota, Peronosporomycetes, Peronosporales, Peronosporaceae. Gene Ontology annotation, cellular component: MutLalpha complex. Gene Ontology annotation, biological process: mismatch repair. The transcript is spliced from 8 exons. Gene Ontology annotation, molecular function: ATP binding; ATP-dependent DNA damage sensor activity; mismatched DNA binding. Bases 1 to 2400 code for a protein of 799 amino acids. The record is from RefSeq and is a predicted model, not a curated record.